CGAACUUUGCACUGAAAGUUUGAUCAACAAUGGAGGAAGUAAAGCUACUAGGAUUCUGGCCAAGCCCAUUUAGUUACAGAGUCAUUUGGGCUCUGAAACUGAAGGGUGUAAGCUUUGAGUACAUAGAAGAAGACAUUAACAACAAAAGUGAAAUGCUCUUGCACUACAACCCAGUUUACAAGAAAAUCCCAGUUCUUGUUCAUAAUGGCAAACCAAUUUCUGAGUCCCUUGUUAUCCUCGAAUACAUUGAAGAAGCAUGGCCACAAAAUCCUCUGCUCCCACAAGAUCCAUAUGAAAAAGCCUUGGCUAGGUUUUGGAUUCAGUUUCUUGUAGACAAAAGUCGCCUCUGGACAGCGUUUAUCUGUGCUGAAGCUGAAGAGGAAAAAGAAAAAGCAGCAAAAGAAAUACUGGAAGCUUUAAAAAUCCUGGAAGAACAAGCACUUGGCGAAAAGAAAUUUUUUGGUGGUGACACUAUAAAUAUGGUAGACAUAGCAUGUGGAACCCUAGCUCAUUGGUUUGAAGGCAUGGAAGAAGUUGUAGGAGUCAAGGUGAUAGAAACUUCCACUUUGCCAAAUUUGCACGCUUGGAUUCAGAAUUUUAAGCAGGUUCCAGUGAUCAAAGACAACCUUCCCGAUCGUGAGAAAUUGUUAGCAUAUCAGAAAAUCUUAAGACAGAAAUUUUCAACCACUUAAUAUUACAAAGCUGAUAGCUCAUCUUUUUGAUAGGUUGUGAUAGCCUUCCUUACCCUGUGUGCAUCAAAUAUAUUUGCCAAUAAAUUGACUUUUUGUUUGU
Molecule: messenger RNA, 792 nt
Organism: Ziziphus jujuba (common jujube)
Lineage: Eukaryota; Viridiplantae; Streptophyta; Magnoliopsida; Rosales; Rhamnaceae
Product: glutathione S-transferase U8-like
Exons: 2
Coding region: 30-692 (220 amino acids)
Biological process (GO): glutathione metabolic process
Cellular component (GO): cytoplasm
Molecular function (GO): glutathione transferase activity
Source: RefSeq, a predicted model, not a curated record